CAUCAACCUCCGAGCUAACGGUCUCCGGUUAGAUGUUCAUUCAACACUAAGAGAGAGACGGAGAGAGAGACAGCAGUGUGAUUUUAGCAAAGAUGUCGGAGAAAAUUAACUUGUAUGAGUUACUAAACUCAUCUAUCCAGCCUCCUCGGGGGACUGAGGUUAACUUCUCCAGUUUACAUGCCCUACUCAGAGCCAUACUGGAGCAGCUGGAUAACCUGCGGGACACCCUCAUCCAGACGGAGGAGGAGGAGGAGGACGGCGUGUCCGAGGUGAGAGAAAUGACCUUUUAUUGAUGUGUUGUUAAUUUAGAGAAAAGAAGCAUCACUUUUUCUUUGGCUCAGUUAUUCUGUGGUGAGAUUUUAUGAAUUAUCUUGUGCUGGACCUCGAUAAAUAGCUUAGUCAUUUUUCAUUUAAAAAUAGACCGUUGCACUCAGUUUUAGCCACUUCCAUAGAAACGGUUUUCUCUGUAGCCUCCCGACAGUUAGAUAACUGAGCUAAUAUUACCCACAUUAUCUCCACCCAUGUUAAAGUAAAGUAAGUAAGAUUUUUCCCAGAAUAUAACAACUUAAUUAUUUUUUUAUUUUUAAUUUUUUCGGUCAGUUAUUACAGUUUGUGAAGUUUUGGCCAAUCACAGCCAAGUAUUUCUCAUGUAUUUGUAAUUUGUAAUUGUUGACCCGCAUUGUUCUUUGGAUGUUUGACAGCAGGUGUCAGGAAAUGAAGCAUUGUCAGCCUCAGAGAUUAAAGUAAGUAUAUCUCAUAAGUAGUUUCACAGCAACCUCAAAAAGAAACUGCAAAGAUAUAAUCAACACAUUUUAUUUUUCUUACAAAACUGUAACUGGCAGACUUGAUGGGCUAUGUAUUUUUAACAAUAAGCCUUUGUGAAGGGACUGGUUUUCAACAUUUAGUUUAUGUUGCCUCGAUGCCAACCUCCCAUGCAGGCCGGUGGCGUCAUUGUCCUACCGUGACAAAACCUACCGUAACACCUGUGAUUGAUGCUGAUGAGUAAAAAACAGUUGGAGCAGGACAACAUGUCUCACAGCACAAUGUUAGCUCUGUAUUGUAACUCCCCAGUUGGGUGUUUCUGUAAAUAUCAAAUAACCUUUUUUAAGACUGAAAAACCUCUGAGUCUGAGUCUGAGCCAGCAGCUCUUUUCUUCUUCUGCGUCUUCUCUGGCGGGCAGCAGCAAACAUUUCAGCAUGGAAUUAAGCUGCUGAUGACAGAGCAAAGGACAAUGGGAGACGGGCACCACCCUGACAUCUCAGAUGGCCUCUGCGUGCCUCUGUUCAGGUUUCUGCUUCCAUCAGUGGGGUGAAAAGAGGUGAAGAGGGUUUUGUUCUUUCCUUUGUCAGAAAAAAAAUAAUUCUGACAAAGGAAAGAGAUUAAUCAAGAAAAAGUGUUCAAGGGAAUAUUCUUCUAUUCUAGGACAUAUUUUUCAUAUCUUGCUCUUGAUCUUGUCCACUCUCUCCUGCUCCCUCAGUUUAUGUGAUAGGGGGUAAUUAGUCCCCUGCAGUGAUGACUCUGGUUGUCAGGGGAUGAAUAGCUCUCAGGUUGAAAACAGGAUGCUGGGCAGGUGCAGGCGAUGCUGCGCUUGAAUCAUUCAUAUCCUAUCUGGGCAUCAUUCAGGUCAGCUGUCAUAUCUGAGGAGGUGACCUGCUGUGCCCUCGUCGACCUGUGUCUUCCCUCUGAUAGCUAAAGAGCUCAGCUACACGUGGGUAUACACCACAUGUCAUUGUUUGGGGUCAGUAUACAUAUCAUGAUUCACCUAUUGGGCUGAGAGGAACUGCUUUUACAGAACACACAUUUUCAUUUGGAUUAACCCUUCAUUUCCUGAUCUGGGUUGGGUAUUUGAAAAAGAGUGUCACAAGUAUAGAGCAACAAAAUUUGCUUUCCAGUUUGACCCUUCCAAGAAAAACAUAAAAGACUGUCACAUACAGGGGGCACAGGAGCGGGAAGAACUGACAGAUCGCCACAGGGGUGGCGCUCCAUUUUCUUAGCUGGGAAAAAAGGAGGACAAGAGGGAAGAGGAGGGAGAAAAAGGCAACUCCAAACUUUCUCCCUUAAGGGGGGCAUAGUGUGGGAUCAGUAUAAAAAACCUCAGCACAUAAGCAACAUGAGACAUUACAACAAAAGUACACAAGAACUUGCACAUGUGGGAGAGGGGCUGGUGUCGGGGAGGGAGGGUGUCGUAGCUCAGACUCAGACUCCGCCUCAAUCCACACUCCAAUGUAUUCUAUCAUGCAUUUUGUUGUUGGUUCAUAAGUACUUUAAAAAUUCUUCAUUAAAAAAGGACUAUCACUCCAACUGAUUUAUUAAUUACCCAAGAAAAUUAAAGAUAUUUUGUAUAAUUAUCAAAUGUUAUAGAUAUGCAAAAAUAAUUAUUUCUAGCAGCCCUCAUAUCAUGUGAACCCUCUUUGUGACCAGCAGUUAGUCAUUCAGUACGUCAGUGAGUGAAGCUCUGUGGGGUCGCUCUUCAUCCGUUCAUGUCCUGGCACGUUUGACACAGGUUAAAUAUCAACUCAUCUACAGCUCUGGAAUGUCAUUAGUUUUAAUCUGUCUCUUUCUCAAACACAAAAUGAUAAUUGAAAAAAUGAAAUGGAGCGGUUUACUCUGCCAGUGAGGUGUGACUUCCGAUUGCUUGAUUUCACAGAAUGGCUGCAUCUGAGCCUUAAGAUUCACCACUUGUGUGACUCAAUAAUGUACAACCUGUCUCUGCUUCCAAACAGGAGCUUCCAAGUUCAGGGCUCACAGAUCCAGCCAAACCCUCACACACAUCAACAGCUCCUGGUUCCCCACCCAACUCUGGAGAAAAUCUUAAGGAGGAGUCAGACGUCCGGUCAGCCACUGAGGACACGUCAGGACCCCAGCAACAGAGUCAGCCGAGAAGAGACCAAACACCUGUUGGUCUUCCUAUGUCCCAAAAUGCAGAGACAAUCUCCCGGAGGAGCUUUAGUAAACUGAUGGAAAGGGUCAACAAAAUUGAAGCUCUUGUCGUUUUGCUAAUGGAGGAAAAAGUGGACCAAUCACAAUUGAAAGACCUCAGAGAGCUUAUCAACAAGAAAGGUUAUAUGCUUGUUCAAGUCAACAUUUAGCUGCUGGUUAAGAAUUCAGACCAGAGAUGAAACUUUGAACUAAUUUUCACCGUUCAUAAAAAUUUUUUGCUUCUCAGACUAUAGCUUUUGAUAAGGGUAAAAACAAACAUUACUCAUGAUAUUUAACUUAUUUCAGAUAGAGUCUGAGUUUUCCCCUGUCUCACAGUAAUUGUUUGAUCUCCAAUUGUCUAUUUGGUUUCAGCUGAUGCAUCAAAAGAUCAGUCAGAUCAGCUGAACCAGCGAGGAGCUCUGACAGACUUUCUGAUGAGUGACUGGAAAGAGGUGGGUGAGAAAACUGAAAAACUAUCCCUCAUUGUUAACCUGAAUUUAGCAGCAACACUGACUCCACAGUCUAGUUCUGACGUUAUUACAUGUCUUUCCAAAGCUGGAAGCUUUGGAGGAGAUAAUUAUGAACCCAGCUAGCACAGAGACAGCUUCAGGGAGUGUGGAUCCAGAUGGAAAAGUCUAUUGUGAGCUCAAACAGAAAAUGUCCUUCGUCAGGUAAAUAGAGAGAGUAUUAUUUGAGUUAUAUAUUAGUAAGAUAUUAGUUUUUUCCACAUUCACUUGUGUAGCUUUUAGCCUUAUCCUGUUGUAAUUGUUGUGAUCACAGUUGAUGUUUUGAUUUUUUGGUGCGUAGAAGGUUUUUGCAGAAGCUGGAAGACAACAUGAAGCAGCUGGAGCCUGAUCAGGUUUUAACUGAGGAGAGCACAGCAGACGAAAACCUUCAGGAUCAGGUCAGACAGGGAGACAUGUUUGUGAGGGUCAGGCAGCACACCAGGGUUAACAGGAAUCAUUUAAAGGAAGGUGGUAUUUUCUAAACUCUCAGUUUGUGUCCAGGGCUCUGUAAGCUUUAGAGGCUAAAAAGUUUGGGAAUUCAUUUUUUCUCUUCUUGCAUGGCGGUAUGAUGGACAGUAAGAUCCAGUGUGAAGGGGGUUAAUUCACAGUCACUGGAGCUACAUAUAGCAGGCUCUUUAUCCAACACAGUUGAACACAGCCGUGCAUCAAGGAAAUUUAAAAAACCUACGUCUCAAAAAGACCUGUUAACUGUCUCCAUAUUGUUUAGCAUGUUUCAGAACAAACUCUCAAGGAUGAGAUGUCCACCCACCCAGCCACCAUGCCUCCUUCAGCCCCCUCAGGACCCCAACAACAGAGUUGUCCCAAAAUAGGCCAGAUCCCCACCAGUGGGCCCGUGUCCACAAACGCCAGCGUCUCAGAGAGCUGCACAGAGAUGGCAGUGUCCCAGAGGAGCUUCAGCAAACUGAUGGAGAGGUUUGAUAAACUGGAAGCACUUGUUGCAUCACUAAAAGAAGCUAAGGUGGAUCAGUCGCAGAUGAAACACCUCCAAGAGCUCAUCAACAAGAAAGGUAACCUCAGAUGAAGCAGGCGGAGUUUAAGCUCAAACAUGAGAGUAAUGUUUUAUGCCACAAAAAGCAGAGAAAACAUUACACAGCGUAAUUAUUCAGUAUCAGACAAUUGUUUACCUUAAAGCUCCUGUAAGAAACUUUCAUUUUUUGUUGAAUUUGGUGCCCCCUGUGGACAAAACAGUCUUUGCUUCUCUUGUCUUCUACACUGUUGGUUGUGUCUUCUGACAAUUAAUCUAAUAAUGCUGUUUUUUGAAAAGGAAAACAUGGCGCUUACAGUCAAUAUUUCAAGUUAAAAUUGUAAAAACAAGACUUGAUUAAAAUCUCCUGCUUUGAUUUGGUUUCAGGCAUUAAAAAAUGCAGCACAAAAAUCAUCAGUCUUGUCAAAGAUGAUUUUCUUUUCUUUUGUAUGUCAUGGAAAAAGACAUUGAUGUAAUUUUCAGUCUAUUUCAAAAACAUCAAAAAACUCCUCACAGGUGCUUUAAUUCAUGUGAGCUGGAUCAGGGCAUUUUCUAAAAUAGUACUCAUUGCUUUAUUUUUUAGGAGAUUAAAGGUUCUUACACACCGGGAAAUUUACAACGCAAAAUUACGAAAUAUUCGGGGGCAAAUUUUGACGCGCCUGACUGUACACAUUAAGCCCGAUGCGAUUGUGAUUCUCUGACAUGAAAACAAUCAGCCGGUCGGCCAUGUUGGAUAUACCGGUGAAUCAGACGUCGCAACAACACUCAAUCUGAUUGGUCAGAAGUGGACACACAGUUUGCAAAACUUAAGAAAAAUCGACCGUGAUCUGAAAAAAUAAAUGCCACAAUUUCGCAGGACGGUUAAACGUCGCUGAUGUGAAUGCUUGUAUUGACAGGAUACGGGAUAAAAAAAAAUAUUGACGUCCGAAAUAAUCGCACGUGAAAAAACAGCCCCGGCAGUCCUGGUGUGAAAGGACCUUAAUCCUAAAUAUUUGCUUUGUGGGUUUGAUGUUGUUGAUUUGGUUUCAGUGGAUGUAUCAGAAAGCCUGUCAGACCAGCUGAAGAAGCAGGAAGCUCUGAUAGACCAUCUGAUGAGUGAUCAUGAAAAGGUGGGUGAGGUGCGAAAAAGUUCCUGUAACAGGCAGAAAAAUCUGUCCAGAAAGGAACCCUUUAUUCUUAAACUUCAGCACCAACGCUGACUACCUACUGUGACAGUCUAGUUCUGGUGUUGUUAUGUGUCUUUCCAAAGCUGGAAUCUUUGGAGGAGAUGAUUAUAAACCCAGCUAGAACAGAGACAGCUUCAGGGAGUGUGGAUCCAGAUGGAAAAGUCUAUCGUGAGCUAAAAGGGCAGAUAUCCUACAUCAGGUAACAAAGAGGAGUUAUAAUAUUUAUCAAUUAAAACAGUUAAAACUACAGUAAGUUGGAAAGGUGGCUGUUUACAUUACAUCCAUGUGGAGGGUAAAACAUCAAAAGACUAUUCUUAAGGUUAUUUAUAUUAAGUCUAAUAAUUUUAGCUCUUCUUAGAUGUUUGAAAUAAAGUGUAGUAAAAUACAAUUCCUUUAUGUCUUAGCUUCACGAGUACAACAUGUCGGUGCCUAUCAAGGUGGUCUUUUGGCUUCACAUUAAGGCUGGGCGAUAUGGCCUCAAGUCAAUAUCACGAUAUAUUUAGCAGUUCACCUUGACAACGAUAAAUGGAUGAUAACUACUCCACCAGCUGCUCACCCCCUCCCAUAUUAACUUCAUCUACUUCAGCCACCGCUCCAGCCACUACAACUUUUUAACCGUCCUCCACCGCCUCACCUGUCUUUCCCUCUUUGUUACGGACUUAAAGCGACAUGAGACCAUAACCCAACCACACACAUUCAAAACCAACUUUUAUUUAUUUAUUUUUUUGACACCAAAUAAACAAGGGAAAAAAUGACAUCAGUUAUUGUCAUAAAUUUCAGUAUCAGUAAAUUUUUGGUUUAUCGCCCAGCCCUAUUUCACAUAUCACAAUGGGCAGAAAUGAAGUAAUGUGUCCAUGCAAUAUACACUAAAUAGUUGUCUCCAUACACUUGAACUUUGAUGAUGUAGUUGAGGAGGUUUAAAUAUAUGUUUUUACUUAUUUAAGUUGAAAAUAUUGAGCCUUUCCAUACUUUUUGCGUAGCUUUAGACUUCACUUGUGAGUGUUGAGAUCAGUUCAGAUGUUGGUCUGUCCUUUAUGUUCAUGGUAUGCAGGAAGUUCCUGCAGAAGCUGGAGGCCGACAUAAAGCAGCUGAAGGUUAAACAGGCUUUAACAGAGGAGAGCAUGGCAGACCAACAGCGUCAGGAUCAGGUCAGACAGGGAGACAUGUCACUGAGGGUCAGGAGGCACACCAGGGGCUAACAGAUAUUAUUAAAAUGAUUUAAUCUGCACAACACAUGAAGAAGUCUUCUGUUCCACAGAAUCUCUGAAGUUCAACAUAAAACUGUCUCCCACUUUUCUGUCUCUGCACUCAGGAUGCAGAGCUGGUGAACAGCCUGCAGAGGGCGAUCCUUCAGCUUCAAGCAGAGUGUGAAAAACUGCAAGAGACCACCAGGAGUCUGCAAGAGGACAACAGCCGGAGACUGAAGGAUAUCCAGGUUCAAACACAAACACACUCAAUCUCCAGCAUGUUUGUCACUCUCUGAAUGACGACUACACAUUCUUGAUCCUAGACAGCUCAAUCCUGUCAGUUUUUUACAACUAUCCUCCCCUCAAAUCAGCUGUUUUUAUCAUUCUUUUGUUUUGGUUUUGUUUCUUCUUUUUGUGCAGGAGCUGUUCAAGACAACAGAGGAGCUGCAGGAGAACAAAGCUGACAAGCUUUUGGUUGAGAGUGCAACUGUGAGUGGGUUUAUUUUAUAUUUAUGAAUGUAUGCAGAGGAUUAUCAGUCUUUACUGAUGACUUACAGACAGAAUCAAUGAGUGUUAAGAUAUAAGACAGCCAUAGAAGGUGCUUAUGUACGGUGGUUGCUAUGAUUAUUAAAAGACAGAUGAUUCUCAAAGUUCUCUCCAUUUCUGCAGAAAACUGAUCAAUUGGCUCUGGACGGCAAAGUGAGCCGUGUGCAGUUUGACUCUGUGACAGAGGAGCUCAACACGCUCUUCCAAGAGCUGCUGAACAAGGUGACGGGCCAGGAGCAGAAAUGGCACCAAGUCAUCAGCAGACUGUCUUCUGAGAUGGCGUGUAAGGUAAAUGUCGGAGCGUUUAGGAAACAGGUUGAUCUGCGGUUAUUUUAGACACAAUAUCUAACUUGUAAUCUGGCUUUAGCUGAACCGGAUGGAGUUUGAUCCGGUGAAGAAGCAGCUGGAGGACCGCUGGGAGAAAAUCCACAAGAAGCUGCAGAAUCAAGAAGCUCCAGAGUGUGACGAUGCCGCUGCUCUAAAAACGUAGGUAUUGACACCUCACUCACUCAUUGACAGUAGAGCUGAACUGGCACUGUUAGACUUAUUAUAGGAUUAUAUUAUCUAAUUUCUUAUCUAUCUAUCAUAUCUUAUCUAUUAUCUAUCAGUUUCCUGUGAGGGCGAAUUACUGUAUGUUUCUUUGUGCUUAUCUUUGGACCCCUUGUGGAAAGAUUUCGCUGCCUGUCCUGUGACCGACGUGUCACCAAGAACUUCCUGGGACCGUGAGUCUGCUCUCAGUCACUGUUUAUCACACAGAUAGUCACAGUUUCAAUGAGUUAUGCUGCAUUCCAGUUACCCUGGAAGUUGGAUGUUGGAGCCAAGUUGACGGCAUUCCAGUUCACAAGUCGGAAAACCAAGAUGGAUGCCUACAGUUAACCAUUGUUGGCUGUUGUUAGCUAUACCAGUUGUAAACAACGCAUAAGACAGUAUUUUACUCGUACAAACACCAUAGCACUGUGUUUACAGUUGGGCAGUACAUCAUAUACCACUUAUUAAAUUUAAAAAACAAAAAAACAAAAGUGCCAAUAAAAUAAUACAUUAAGAGAGCUUUCACUGUUACUCUCAUGCACUGCGCUGCCAUCUUGGAUUAUGACGUUGUCGUCAAGUCGGGGUUGGUUAGGAUCGUCCGACUUUCUGAGUCGAUCAUCCAACUUCAGGGGGGUGUUCCAGAUGAAUUUCCGACUCAGAGCUUGGAAAUUCUGACUUCCGGUCAAACUGGAACGCAGCAUUAACUGAGAAUGUUUCCCAGGUAAAUGAUAUUUGCUGUUUGUCAACCCCCCUUGUUUUUGAAUCUAAUCUGCUCUUGGGUGUUUGUGUUGGGCUCUUUGUGGGAAUCAAAGGAAUUUGAUGGAGCUGCCGAUCUCUUCUGGUGAACCUUCCAAUAAGGGAGACUGGCAAUUUACAUUGAACCCUCAGAAGACGUUUCAACAGCACAACAGAAGGUGAGAUCAGCAGUUUAUCUUCUGACUGAAUCUACUCUGUUCUCUGUUCACCAGCAGGGGGCAUAAAACAACUGAAAGAAAUCCAUUACAGGCCAAACAAACAGGAGAACAGGCAACAGGCAGAGUUUCUUUGGAAGGAAUAAUGUCAUGUUAGUCUUUGAAUUUCAGAGCAUCAGUUAGUUUGUUCUCAGAUUAGAGUCUGGGAUUGGAAUUUGAGUAUUUUUGGCUGGAUUCAUUGCAUGAGCUCUUCAUAGACAGAUGUUCAUAGACACAGACUUUUAUUUCCUGGGCCAAUGCAAUAGAAGGACAUUUUUGUCAUGAAUCGUGUUGAUACUUAACCAUGUUAAGUAUCAAAUACCAUCAGAUGACACAUCAUAUUUUGCCUUUUUUGAUCUGCCUCUGUUUUCACAAUCAUCUCUGUGUCCUUUUCACUGCUCAGCUUGUGGCCGUGUGUGAAUUAAGCAUUCGUUUACGAUCCCCUGACAGCUGUAUAACACCCAAAAGCUUAAGAGACAUGAAAGAAAACAUACAGAGAAAGGAUUCAUAAUGUGCAAAGCUUCAUAAGUUGACUGAUCAAAUAAAAUCAGUUCAGGAGAGACUCAGGUUAAUUCAGUAUGAUCUUUACUUCUGUCUCCUUUUUGUCAGUCAUUGGAGAUUAGGGUGGGACCGUGGCCUGACACCCUGACAGAAAGGUUUUUAAAAAAGUAGGACGAAGUGGAUGCUUAAUUUAAUACCUUUUCUAACUUUUGACAGUGGAAAUGCAAAGUCAGGCUGAAAAUUUCAGUUUUCUUUCUCAAAAAUUUAGUGAGAACAGCCUCACUUAUUUGACCAAAAAGGUCCUUAGAUUUUAUCGACACUCUCUGCAGAUGAACACUCUUAGCUCGGUGUUUCAUCCCAGUGAGUGCAUAUUGUUUUAAAAAUGUGAAGCAACAGCUCUUGAUCACUCUCCUGUAGUCUGUAAACAAACGUGCAUCGCUUACAACAGUCAAAGUUCCACUAUUUAUUCUCACAUUUUUUUUCUCUGACCACACAGCCUAUAUCUCUCUGGGCUGAAGGACUACACUUACCCACGGGUAUCAAGGAGCUGUGGAGGGAAAGAGACCAUCAUAACCCGACCUAUGUACUUCAGUAAACUGAGGAAAAUAAGAGAAAGAACAGCCAGAGCAUGGAAAAGUCUCCCUCCUAAGGUUUGUGUGAAAUCAAAACUGGGGGAUAUCAAAUGAGUACAACUGUCACAUUUUUUCUAAAAAAGGGUAACUGCAUCUUCAAGUUCUUCUCUUUUCUUAAAAUUAGCAUCUAAAUCAAAACGAGAUGUCCUGUUUAUUGCGUAUACAUUUUGCUAAUCCCGCUCGCAACAGUUGCUAGCCUAGCAUUUGAUGUUCAAACAUGGUAAUUUCUUGAUUCAUAUUUUCAGGAUUAUGUGGGUGAAAAUGUUUUACCGGGAAAUUUGGAAGUACAGUUUAAAUGAACACAAGGUACAAAGAGAAGUCUCUAUGAAAGAGCGGAGCCUUGAACUUCUGAGAAAAAAAAUAUCACCUGGUAAGAGCCCCCAAAAAUAAGGUAAAUAAAAGCUGAAGUGAAAUAAAACAAAGAAAAAUCAGCCAGUUUUUGUGAAAUCCUCAGGCAUGGUUGUGACACGGGCUGUAAUUCACUGAUACCUUAAAGUCUGAUUUCAAACGAAGAAGAAACGUCAGCGUGGAUUUCCAGAACAGUCGUUAAUCCCCUCUGCAGGAAGCUCGCUCAUUAAACACAGCAGGGAACAGAUCCAAAACAAAUCUGCUAAUUCAAACAUUCGCUCCGACUUGUCUACAGGCUGCUGCAGAGUUUGAGUCAAAGACACAUCAUGAUACCGCGAUAGAAAUGACUGUUUGACUCAUGGCAGUUCAUUUGAAACUGAUUUACUGGGCCAUACCGCUGGUUUGACUUAUUUUGAAAUGCUCCCUUAAAGUCACACAGCCUUACACUUUUCUCCUCAAACUUAUGAAUGUGUGACUACUAUUUAUCAACAGUUCCUGGAUUGUGUUGUCCAUUACCGUCAACAGCAAACACACAAACAUGGAGAGCUUAUGUUAGGGAUAAAUUAAAGCAAACAGGUUACUAUAGCUGAUCUGAAUCAAAGUAAAAGGAACCCUGAUGUGAAAUAGUUCUACCCAUUGAAAUAAUCCAUUACAUUCAUAGUUGGAUGUGCUUAGGUAACUUAAACAUCUGAUAAAUGGAGGUUUUAAAAGUGAGAUUUUGCGUAUUUAACUCGUCUAAGCUUUGGUGUUUUUGCUGUUGCUGUGACAAACAAAGGAGAAGUAGACUUCGUGAGGAGAUUCUUUCACUGUUUUCUCUCAUUUUACAGAUCAAACACGAAAUUGAGGAAUCUACUUUGAGCCUUGGAGCUGAUGGAAUCCUAAUGAAAGAAGAACUUAAUUGAUCCCUCGAAGGAAAUUAAAUAUCACUGCACAUGAAAAAUGGCUGAUCAAUUAAAACAAACAACCCAAAAAA
Messenger RNA from Xyrichtys novacula (pearly razorfish), 11241 nucleotides. The record is from the annotation of a GenBank genome assembly. NCBI's taxonomy places the organism in Eukaryota, Metazoa, Chordata, Actinopteri, Labriformes, Labridae.